AUGUCACAAUCCCCACAAUGCGACUUGUCGACUCUGAAUCUAAGCGCCUUGGAAUUGUCAAAGCUUGCCAACUUCGACGCUGCUCUUCACGAUGCCAACAUUAUGCAACAGACCUCACCCUCUUCAGCACUUGGAUAUAUACACGCAGCCGCUAUUUACAGUGAACAAGGAAAACAGCAUGAUGCCAUCGAUGUCUGCACCAAGGGACUCAGCCUUGUGGGUACCAACGACACGUACUAUGCUACAUUGCAACAAGUCAAACAUGUUGCCAUGCAACGGCAGAAUACCCGUAUUGACUUUGUCAGCCAACUUCCUGUUGAGAUUGUUGUUACAAGGCUCAUUCCUCUUUUUAUGGAUUAUGAUCUUCUGGAUUCGAGUACUCCGUAUGCUUACAUGCAUGUGUCCAAAGUAUGGCGUGAUCGUAUUCAUGAAUGCUUCGGUGGGUUACGUUUUAUGGUGGAUUUCGAUGAGGAUCACAAUGAGGGAAGGUGUUCACAAGCGAUCCAGUUUGCUCAGCAUACAAAGGGAUUGAUUAUUGCAUGGUAUUCGCAAGGAACAUGGUUAAGCGAUCUACUUUGUGGAAACGGCUUUUGCAUGUUACGGGACCUACACAUUAAUGGCUACGCAAAUACCCAUGAUACAGGCUUUCUGUCAGCAUUAACGUCAAUCAGCAACACCUUGACGCAUCUCUAUAUCAGCCUCAGCCUUGAAGAUGACAUCCUACCAGCAGCUGAUAUUGUGUCUGCUUGUCCCAAUCUCGAGACCUUGGGCAUAGUCAAUCCAUUCGAUGCUGAUAUGAGUUCUCUCCCUAUGACAACAUGGCCCAACAUGAAGAUAUUAUCAAUCACCCAAGCAAGGAAAAGGAUCAGCAGCGAUCAGGUGGUCGAGAUUGCGAAACGGUUUCCAUCACUCAAAAGACUUACUUUGUUGCCAUGCGAUGAUACCCGAUCUGCAUUGGUCUUGCCACAGUAUUGUUCGUCGAUCACAAGGCUUCAACUUCGGAUGAAUGAUAAAAGUGUCCAGCUCAUCUAUUCGGAUGAAGGAUAUCCAUGCGAUGAGCAAGGAAUUACCUCUCUCGCUAUCCACGGCUUUUUAUGGACUCGAUACAGUGAUCACGACAUCAUUCCUUUAUUGCAGCAUUACCAGAGAAGAUUGAUCCACCUUGAUUGGGAUAUCGUUCUUGACAUCACCGAUGAGACCAUUUACCGUAUUCAGUACCCCCAACUUAAAAAGCUCGUUGUCACCCGGUGCGGAGGGUGCAUACCAGGCAAUGCACCUGCACUUGAGGAAUUUGAUAUCACAUCCGCCACAAUCAUCACAAACGCCCAUGUAUUUGACACGAUACCACCACACCUGCAGAUACUCACGCUACGAUUUAAUGAGACGUUGCUAAGUUCCCGAAUGUUGCAAGUUGAAAGCUAUCUCCAUCGCCUCGUUCAAGAAAAACAGCUAAAGGAGCUCGUAGUUCGCUUCAACAGCAUUGACAGAAUGGAUUGCAUUGGGAAGGUGCUUGAUGCCAUUUGCCAUAUGAACACGCUUACACGUCUGCAAGUUGGUUUUACAAAUGUUUGGGAUGGCUACGAAAUGGAUCGAUUCCUUACCCAGCUUGUCAACGGAUGUCCUCACUUGUCAUGCCUUGAGAUCAAUUGCAUCAAUGCACCAUCAACCCGAUCACUGAACAUCCUGAAACGGCUUGCAUUCCUAAAGCAAAUCACAUUUUCAAUCAAUGGCAUCGAUGACGAUGGAACGUUCUGGAAUGCGAUUCAAACAUUUUCACAGCUCAAAUGCAUUACUAUUUAUCCUCCUGAUUCAGUGAACAACAACAACAUUCGACGUCUCAAGAAGCAAAGGACGGAUAUGAAGAUCUUUGUCAAAACAAUGUAUGAGUUACUAUGA
Molecule: messenger RNA, 1896 nt
Organism: Lichtheimia ornata
Lineage: Eukaryota; Fungi; Mucoromycota; Mucoromycetes; Mucorales; Lichtheimiaceae
Exons: 2
Coding region: 1-1896 (631 amino acids)
Biological process (GO): SCF-dependent proteasomal ubiquitin-dependent protein catabolic process
Cellular component (GO): SCF ubiquitin ligase complex
Molecular function (GO): protein binding
Source: RefSeq, a predicted model, not a curated record